Messenger RNA from Ornithodoros turicata, 5141 nucleotides. It is a transcript of the gene pasha, whose product is annotated as microprocessor complex subunit DGCR8-like. The transcript is spliced from 16 exons. The coding region runs from base 417 to 2324 and encodes 635 amino acids. Gene Ontology annotation, molecular function: identical protein binding; double-stranded RNA binding; primary miRNA binding. Gene Ontology annotation, biological process: primary miRNA processing. Gene Ontology annotation, cellular component: microprocessor complex. The record is from RefSeq and is a predicted model, not a curated record. Lineage: Eukaryota; Metazoa; Arthropoda; Arachnida; Ixodida; Argasidae.
UGACCGUGCGCGACAGCAGGCAUGCUGGGCAUGCUCGCUGCUGAUUGCGGCGUGAAAAGCAAAUGAUUCACUGAUUGCGGCGUGAGCGGGCCUUGGACGUGAGAGGGUUGUUGGUUGUCGGUAUAUUGUAGGCGUUAUUCCAUAUAUAUGUUUUGUUAUCAGUUGCAUCGUGCAAUCUAUCAUAUUCAUUCCUUGUGUGUGCGCAUUUAGAGCCAUGAGGGGAGUGUGCCGUUGACUCCAAAUUCUCCCUUCACUGGAUAGCGUCUGUAGCGUCAUGGUCGUGCGUAUCUUAGACAAAAACUUGUGAACAGCACUGCAGGUGUCCUUAUAAAGAAGGAGUGGCGGCAUCAGAAAGAGCGCCCCUUCUUUACCAGUGCAUUUUGCCGUGUCUGUUCCAAUCUCCGACCGCGUAAACGAUGGAUGCUUCCAAAGGCUCGGAUACAACUCUCCUGGGCUCCCAGGACUCAGCCUCACCCCUGUCCAUGCAAAUGUCCAAUCACGUAAUUGAAAAAGGGUUGGACUUUGCGCAUGGUGAAGGUGCGAGAGCUGGGACGAAUGCACCGUCUUCGAAGCGAUCGCGCAGUCCCGUGGAUGAGCUUCCUUCCAAACAACUCCGUACUAAUCACGUAGAAAGUACCGCUGCUGAUUCGGCUACAUCGCCGCAUGAGAGUGUCGAGAAUGACGAAGAGGACGCGUACGAGGACAUGCUGUCUUCGACUACCUCGCGACCAGUGCUUACAUUUGAUAUUCUGGAUGAAGUUGAAGCGGGGCCUGGGGAAGACGAUGAAGAUUACAAUGGUUGUGAGCAGGGCAGUGAAAGUGACAUUUCAGACGAGGAGAUAGAAGCAAUGCUCGAGGCUGGACUUCAAAACAGAAAGCCUGAAGUUCAAGAAGAUGAGGAAAUUGCCCACGAAGUCAAAGAAAAAGUCAUACUCAAAGUCUGGGGCCAUGAUCAUUUCGAUCUUCUUCCUGAAGGCUGGAUACAGGUGACUCACAAUAGCGGCAUACCUGUUUACCUGCAUAAGCAGUCGAGAGUUUGUACGUUGUCCAAACCGUACUUUCUAGGACUGGGUAGUAUUAGGAAACAUGAAGUGCCCAUUUCUGCUAUUCCGUGCCUGCACUACAGGCGAGAAAAAGAGAAAGAACAAAACAACACUGCAACAAACGGUGUCGCCGAGGAAGAUGCAGGUUCUAUAGAAGCGAGGUCAAACCCUCCUAUAUGUGUGCCUGCUGCAAAAGUAGAAAGUGCGAAGGAGAGCCAGAAGGAGCGAUCGCUAGAUUUUCUUGCAGUGAGGGAGUACUGUGAAAAUCUGUUUGACUUCCAUACAGUUCAAGUGAAAAGAUUCAAGACAUGGGCUGGUCGGAGAAAACAUAAAAAAAAGAUGAGGCAGAUGCAGCGGCCUAUGUUGCCUGAAGGUACAAAACUCAUUACGUGUUCAUUGCCACCAACAUCUGAUACGAACCAGGUCUCCAGUGGCCAUUCAAAGCGAGAAUUUAUAAUGAACCCUAGUGGCAAGUCAAAUGUGUGCAUUCUCCAUGAGUAUGUACAACAUGCCAUGCGAACGCAACCGCAGUACACCUUUAAAGAAUUAGAAAGCUCAAGUAUGCCCUAUGGUGCUACCGUCGUUAUCAAUAACAUCGAGUAUGGAUCCGGAUUCGGUAGUAGCAAAAAGCAAGCAAAAUCGGAAGCCGCAAGGACGACGCUCGAGAUCCUCAUACCCCAGAUGAAAGACGUGAACACUAAAAAUGAAAAGCCAGAAGACUUCUUCCAAGAUGUUGCUUUCUUUGACGAAAUCCGAGUGGAGGACCCGAGAGUCAGUGACCUAUGUGCGAAGACAGGCCAGCUAUCUCCAUACCAAAUACUCUUGGAAUGUAUAAAGCGGAACUACGGAAUGGGAGACAUGGAAAUCAAACAGGAGAUGAAGAAUAUGAAGCACCAAAGGAAUGAGUUCAUCAUGUCAGUAGGAAAGCACACCACAAGUGUGAUCUGCCGGAACAAGCGUGAUGGCAAACAGAGAGCAUCUCAGGCUAUCCUUCAAGCUCUGCACCCACACAUAACAUCCUGGGGAUCACUCCUGAGGCUCUAUGGAAAAGGCUCGUGCAGGACUUUGAAGGAGAAAAAGGAAGAGGAGCAACGUAUCACCGAGCUGCAAAGUAAAGCUAGUGCCAAUAAGCCAAACCUCUGCAUCCUGAACAAGCUCAAGGAAGAAAUGGUGAAGCUCAAGGAGAGGCAGGAGGCAAUGAAACCCAUUGGUAAAUUCAUUCCAAAAGAAAUGGAACUUCCAUCAGCGUCAGCAUCAGACUUGAAGGUUGUGGAGUUGUGAUGCAUUGGUUCGUGAGAUAGAUGUCAUCAGUAGAAUGUGUGCCACCAUUUGUAGCGUCGUUGUAAGUUAUAUGUGUGCAUGUUCAUCCUUUGACAUCUGCUUAUCUCAGGGUACGCCAUUAGAUUUCUUUGUACGGUACCGAGUGUAGUGCAGGUCUCACAACGUUGAGCUGUAUUAGACUUUUACGAAACUUGCUUUUACACUUUUACGCACAGCACAUCAUUAGCGUUAGUAUGCUUUUUAAAAUUUGCAAAUAUGUUUUCAAAUUGAGGUCUUGAAGCUUGUGAAGUCGCAUCUAUCACGGUCACAUGUCCGGCAAUCACGUCAUCAGCAGGCAGGCACAGAUAAUCACAACACGUGGAGUAGAUAAGAGUCCUUUAAUUCUUGUGGUGUUGCCCAGAGGCUAUCUAAACCUUUAUCUUUUCUUUGCCCAAGAUUUUUGCCUUCCUCUUCGGACAACCUGCUCUCAAAACCCUGCUAGAUUGAAUUAGAGAAAAGCUGGCUGUACUUAUAUCCUUCUUCAGUGCAAGCACAGAUGUGAAUAGAGGUGGUGGUGGUGGUGGUGGUGUUAGUGGUGGUGGAAGGCUGAACAACCUGCCAAUUUUGGUGCGAGUUGUUAUCUACUUAUUUAUCACAAUACUGGAAAUACCCACAAGGGGGAGCUAUGUGAGAGGUAGGAGAACCAGCGGUUGAAAAGCCGAAAAGUCAGAUAGAGAAACAAGUGACAGGAAGGCCAUUCCAGUCAUAAUAGUGUAAGAGAGAGAGAGAGGGGGGAAAGAAAAGGUAAUGAAAGAGACUAUCUACUUUACGAGGAUGGUCUGUUUUAGAAGAGAUGCAGCGAGCCAAGGCUACGGACAGGGGGCAGAGAGAGAAAGGGAGAGAGGGGGUUAUAAUGACGCGCGAGGAAGAGGCAUAGGCGGCAAAGUUUUCUCCGAUGUGAGAGAACAUGUAAACAAAGCAUGUUCCGUAAUUUCACGCGUAUUAGCCGCGGCUUAUGCGUGAUUUUUUUUUUUCCCACGGGUGCUCUGCGGCUAAUCCAUCGGUGCGGCUCAUGUGAUGACUAUUUUUCCCUGGAAUUUUCCCCACAUGCCAGUUUUAACGAAAGCUCUGACAGUACCUCUGGAACAGCGCCGCCCUGCCAGUGCACGAACAAUGCAUAACAGGGGCACAUUCACAUUUGAGUAGACUGACCUUCCUGGUGUCUUCCCCCAUCCAGCUUUAAUGAAAGUGAUGACAAAGGUUCAUGCCCUCUGGAAGGCCACUGACCCUUCAAUCAAUGAAAAACAUACAACAAGGGCACCAUCCGAUCUUGGUAAAACAGUAGAACUGACCUCCUUUGUUGCACACCAUGCUGACCCCGGAAUAUGGACCACAGGGCUUAUGGCCAUCUCUAUGGUCUCCUUUGUCACACAAAUCAGUCGCAUCAUAUUGCCCGCGGCGCAUCUGCGAGUGCUGCUUAUCUGCCCGAAUAUUUUCAAAACGUACCUAAAGACGGCCCCAUGAUAGGCAAGCCUGAGCGAUGGGCAAGACACGUAAACAAACACAAACACGAAGGCUCAAAACCAGCAAGACUCCAUUCUGUCAACGACCUAAAAACGGGUCCUGUGGCUUAUGCGCGUGAAAUUACGGUAAGUGGGUGAGGAGGUAAGGAAAGUGAUGCUCGAGGGAUGCAGUCAGAUAAAAUAAAGCAAGUGCUAGUACAAUUUUGGUAGACUCCGGCAGAUUAUCUAGAUUAGCAUAGAUCCGUUACGAACUGAAUCAGAGACUAGCCUGAAUAAACGCACAUGAACAAGGUCUCACCCAGUCACCUAGUCUCGUGUUUUUUUUUGUUUUUUUUUUUGUUCCUUACGGGUCUAUGUCAUCAGCUCAUUUGCUUUUCAAUCAUUCCCUUAGAUUAGCAUGAUUAGGGUACCAGACGCUGGUGGCAGAUUCAGGUUUUGGGCCUGAUUAAGGUUAGCCGUACAAGAAGUUUGACAGAGGAGGACAGUAAUUUGUGUUUAUGACGGAGAUAACCAAGCUUUCAUUUAGCAUCACUUAGGACGGUGCAAAUACGUUUAGACGAAGAAAGAUCAGUGGAGAGAUGCAAUGUAGAGCACCAGUUAUGGAUAACAGUAAGUCAUGCUGAAGCACUGUUUGGAUAGAAGACCUUACAAGGUGAUAGACAAAACGAUCCCAACAAAACAAAAAGCCCAAUAUUGCAAGUGAUAAAAUUACGAAAAUCGUUAAUAAAGGUAAAAAAAUAGGAGGAGUCUAAGGAUGCAGCCUUGCAGGACAGCCAAAGGAAAGGAAGAAGGGAACCAUGCAUUCAGUCGUAUAGAAAGAUGGCUCAGAAUCCGACAAAAGACAUCAGGGCGAAGUUUAAAGGGUAAAGCUCGAAAUACACAACCGUCUGCAACAGAAAUCAACGAAUUGAUACUUAAAGAGUUUGUGGACAGCAUUGGAGCUACACACAUGUGAGCGGUGCAGUGACACAGACAGCUUCAUGUAUUGCACUUGCAUCAAAGAAAUCUCCAAAAGGGGGCUCUUCGGUAGGGGAAAAGUUGUAAAGUUACUAGGAAGAGCACAAUAAGAUGUAACGAGUCGAAUUAUGUAGUCCAUGCGCAUACAGGUUGGAGAGGGGACAAUCUUUGUUGCCAACAUCUUGAUCCGAAACAAAAGUUCAUGGAAGGUACAGCGGUCGUUAAGUGUGCUGAAACAGAACAAAUGCAAGUCAGAAUGUUGUGCGAACGGUGACACCUGUUUCUGUACAUGUCACGUUAAGGCCAGAGACUUCAGUCAUGUCUAAUGAUAAGAGAAAUAAAACUGUUUCAGAAUCAU